This is a messenger RNA of Colletotrichum scovillei, 1025 nucleotides long. RefSeq names its product putative electron transfer flavoprotein domain-containing protein. NCBI's taxonomy places the organism in Eukaryota, Fungi, Ascomycota, Sordariomycetes, Glomerellales, Glomerellaceae. The transcript is spliced from 3 exons. The record is from RefSeq and is a predicted model, not a curated record. Gene Ontology annotation, molecular function: electron transfer activity. The coding region runs from base 100 to 876 and encodes 258 amino acids. Gene Ontology annotation, cellular component: cytosol.
CCACACCCUCCAAUUCCCAUCUGCGCAGUACCACAAGCAGCCCCCCUCCACGCAUCACCACCGGGCCAUUGAAGAAGCAUAACGAGAGAGAGCCCAGUCAUGUCCGCCCUCCGAAUCCUCGUCCCCGUGAAGCGGGUCAUUGACUAUGCUGUCAAGCCCCGAGUCAACAAGGCCCAGACGGGCGUCGAGACGGCCGGCGUCAAACACUCCAUGAACCCCUUUGACGAGCUCUCGGUCGAGGAGUCGGUCCGCAUCCGCGAGAAGAAGCGGGCGCCUGGCGGCGUCGAGGACAUCACCGUCAUCUCGGCGGGACCCCCCAAGGCCGUCGACGUGCUGCGCACCGCCAUGGCCAUGGGCGCCGACCGCGCGAUCCACGUCGAGACCAAGGAGGGCGACGACCUGGAGCCCUUGAGCGUUGCCAAGCUGCUGCGCAAGGCUGCCGAGGAGCACAAGUCCAACCUCGUCAUCCUCGGCAAGCAGAGCAUCGACGACGACGCGAACCAGACGGGCCAGAUGCUCGCUGGAUUGCUUGGGUGGCCGCAGGCUACGUCGGCGAGUGUGGUGGAGUUUGGCGAGGGGGACAGCGUGAGCGUCACGCGCGAGGUCGAUGGUGGCGUGGAGACGGUCAAGGCGAAAUUGCCGAUGGUGAUUACGACGGAUCUGCGACUCAACGAGCCGCGGUAUGCGAGCUUGCCGAAUAUUAUGAAGGCGAAGAAGAAGCCGCUUGAGAAGAAGAAGCUGGCCGACUACGGGAUUGGUGUUGAGAAGAGGUUGAAGGUUUUGAAGGUUACUGAGCCCCCUCAACGCCAGGGUGGCGGCAAGGUCGAGGACGUUGACGGUCUCGUUGCGAAGCUCAAGGAGCUCGGCGCCUUGUAAGGGGCGUGUCAUGGCUUGUACCAAUACGAAGAGACCCUUUUUUGCAAUAGAAACGAUUUAAACGCAGGCUCCUCGGAUGUUCGGAUAUUAUCGCGGACGCAGUGUUCGGAAUACGAAUGCACUUUCGAGCCAUUAAUGAUAUCUCACGG